AUGCUAAAGAUUAUUAUCCCAACCAUCAUACUUCUCCCCAUAACCUUCCUAUCAAGCCGAAAACACCUAUGGACUAACACCACCAUACACAGCCUACUAAUCGCCACCGCAGCUCUGCAAUGAUUAACCCCCACCUACUACCCCCACAAAAACCUAACCCCAUUAACAGGCAUUGACCAAAUUUCUUCUCCCCUAUUAGUUCUGUCAUGCUGACUCCUACCCCUCAUAAUAUUAGCAAGCCAAAACCACCUACAAUCCGAACCCACCUCACGCAAACGCAUCUUUAUUGCAGCACUAACCAUCUCCCAGCCCCUUCUGAUCAUUGCCUUCUCAGCCACAGAACUCAUACUAUUUUACAUUUCAUUUGAAGCAACCUUAAUCCCAACCCUAAUCCUAAUCACACGAUGAGGUAACCAACCAGAACGACUGAACGCUGGAAUCUAUUUCCUAUUCUAUACACUAAUCAGCUCAAUCCCACUACUUGUCGCCAUCCUUUACGCCCACACCCAGACCAACACACUCCACCUUACCAUGCUUAAACUAACAAACACCCUUCACACCACCCCCUGAACAAACUUACUCCUAAACUUAGCUCUCCUAACAGCAUUCAUAGUAAAAGCCCCACUAUAUGGACUUCACCUAUGACUCCCCAAAGCUCACGUAGAAGCUCCAAUUGCAGGAUCCAUAUUACUUGCUGCUCUUCUCCUAAAACUAGGAGGAUAUGGUAUCAUACGAAUUACCAUAUUGACAAACCCCCUACCAAGCUCCCUACACUACACGUUUAUUGCCCUAGCCCUAUGAGGAGCUCUAAUAACCAGCUCCAUAUGUUUACGACAAACUGACCUUAAAUCACUAAUUGCUUACUCCUCCGUUAGCCACAUAGGCCUAGUCAUCACCGCUAGCUUAAUCCAAACCCACUGAUCUUUCUCCGGGGCCAUAAUCCUUAUAAUUUCACACGGCUUAACCUCAUCUAUAUUAUUUUGCUUAGCCAACACUAACUACGAACGAACACACAGCCGAAUCUUACUCCUUACACGUGGCCUACAACCCCUCCUACCCCUCAUAGCCAUCUGAUGGCUCCUAGCCAACUUAACAAACAUAGCCCUUCCACCAACCACCAACCUCAUAGCAGAACUUACAAUCAUAAUCGCCCUAUUCAACUGAUCUCCCCUCACAAUUAUCCUCACAGGAAUAACAACCCUACUAACCGCCUCAUACACACUAUAUAUACUCCUAAUAACUCAACGAGGUCCAACACCAACCCACAUCACAUCUAUCCAAAACUCAAAUACUCGAGAACACCUCCUAAUAACCCUGCACACAAUCCCCAUACUCCUCCUAAUUCUUAAACCAGAACUAAUCUCAGGAAUUAUCUCAU
This is a messenger RNA of Colius striatus (speckled mousebird), 1378 nucleotides long. The record is from the annotation of a RefSeq genome assembly. NCBI's taxonomy places the organism in Eukaryota, Metazoa, Chordata, Aves, Coliiformes, Coliidae.